UGUGUUUAUAACUUUUUGUUCUUUUCAAGUGAGUUAUACUUAUUUUGUAAGGAAAUAAUACCGUUACCAAAUUAAUAAGGGAAACGAAAUGAUUUUAUUAUUUUUUUUCAUUGUAUUUCUGAAUAGUUUAUUAGUCAAAGCCGGCAGAGACUCAAACUACCGAAAUGAAAAUCUAGAAAAACGUGCCGAAAUUCAUCAAGACAAGAUCAGAGGAACAAAGGCAGAACAUAUUCUUAAAGAAAAGUUGUACAAUGGUGCAUUAACAAAGGAAUCUAUUCAAGAAUUAAAACACGUUUCGGAAGUUGUAAUCAAACACAUUAUAGAUGACAAAUACUUUGAUGGGUUUUUAAAACAAACAUUUUCUACGCUUGAACAAUAUGCAGUUGAUCAAAUUAACAACAGGCUAGUUAAGCUUCAGGAAUUAUACAAAAAUUGGGAGGCUUCACAAUUCGAUGACCCACGUCUAAAAGAAGAGGUGCGACAAUAUUUGGAAAAGAGAAAAGCAACUAUCCAAAGAAAAGAAAAUGAAAAAGACUAUCAUAAGAAAAUGGAAAAAGAUAAAUAGAUGCUUACAGCUAAAUAGAAAUGCAGCAAGUCUAAAUUAUGGUGACGUAGAAUAGUUAUAUUAGUUUAAGCAUACUUGGAUAUAUUGUUUUUUUGUUCAAUAAUUUGUUAAAAGUUUACAACACUUUAUUAUUCUACUUCUAUAUGCACAAGUAAAUACAAAUAUUUAUUUACCAUAUCUCUGGUAUUCAAGUGUUUUCCGCUGCCUGAUAAUAAAUAGUAACCAACACACUCAUAAAACAACUAUUGAAAAAAGAAGCUACCAGCUCGUUGCAAUUGUGGUAUUCAAUGAUAAUUUGUUGUCGAUUUUAUUCAUUUAUCGUAA
Adelges cooleyi (spruce gall adelgid) is the source of this 889-nucleotide messenger RNA. RefSeq lists its product as uncharacterized. NCBI's taxonomy places the organism in Eukaryota, Metazoa, Arthropoda, Insecta, Hemiptera, Adelgidae. Bases 89 to 565 code for a protein of 158 amino acids. The transcript is spliced from 4 exons. The record is from RefSeq and is a predicted model, not a curated record.